GGGCGAGUGCCAAGGGAGGAGGAGGAGGAGGAGAAGGAGGAGGAGGGCAGGACAGCUGGACACGGGCAGCGGGCGCAGCACCCGCCCCGCACUCCCGCAGCACCCAGCGCCCGCACCCCCGCGGGGUUUGGGGGGGGGGGAACCCCCAAUCCCCCCCAAUCCCUCCCCAGGGGCCAUGGGCAUCCAGGGCAUGGAGCUGUGCGCCGUGGCUGUGGUCAUCCUCCUCUUCAUCGCUGUCCUCAAGCAGUUCGGCAUUCUGGAACCCAUCUCUGUGGAAGCAGACAGCGGCGAUGUUGACGUGGAGCUCCCAACCAUCCGGCACCAACCCGAGGGGCUGGAGCAGCUGCUGGCUCGCACCAAGUUCACCAAAACGGAGCUUCAAUCCCUCUACCGCGGCUUCAAGAAUGAAUGUCCCAGCGGCCUYGUGGAUGAGGAGACCUUCACGCUCAUCUACUCRCGGUUCUUCCCUCAAGGCGACGCCAGCUCCUACGCCCACUUCUUGUUCGACGCCUUCGACGCUGACCGCAACGGCGCUCUCUGCUUCCAGGAUUUCGCGGUGGGACUGUCGGUGCUGCUGCGGGGGACAGAGCAGCAGAAGCUGAAGUGGACAUUUGACCUCUACGACGUGAAUAAGGAUGGCUAUGUCACCAAGGAGGACAUGUUGGAGAUCAUGAAAUCCAUCUAUGCCAUGAUGGGCCGCUGCACCGAGCCUGCCCUGGGGACCAGAGUGCCGGCCCAGCACGUGGAGCUGUUCUUCCAGAAGAUGGACAGGAACAGGGACGGCGUGGUGACCUUCGAGGAGUUCCUGGCCACGUGCCAGGAGGACAAGGACAUCAUGAGCUCCAUGCAGAUCUUCCACAACGUGCUCUAGACCCCAGGCCCCCCCCCGGAGUUUUUCUUCUAUUUCAGACAAACAAGAGGUUAAAAGUGAGGAGAAAUCCAGCACGUGUCUCCUGGAGAUGGGAUGGGAUGAGGACGCUGUUGCCACCAGAGCCSUGCCCGAUACGGUGCUGCCACCUGCCAGAUGGACCCGUUUUGGGGGGCUGAGUCUCCCAUCGACAAGGACCCCCUGCCCUGGGCAGUGCAGGGACCAGCACAAACUCGACCCCAGGGCCUCCUGGAAUGGGGACCCCCAGGACAUAGGGCCUGCCUGGCACCUGAGGACCCUCAAAGAUGCCACCCCCCAAGGCAAGGACCCCCAGGAUAUGGGGUCCUCUGGGUCCAUAUUCAGUCAUGUAAUGGAGACCCCAAACACCAACCAAAAGCACACAGUUCCUCCUCUCCCCCAACACUCAGGGGACUCCCCCAUGAAGCCAYAGCCCCCCUCUCCCAGGCACAUGGAGAGAGGAGAUUUUGUAAAUAAACCAAAUAGUGACGAUUUAGGGGUGAAAUGGAGUCGAGGGGGGUGUGACGGAUGCACAAUGCUCCUCUCCCUGUCCUGCUCCCCAUCCCUGUUCCUCCCCGUGUCCCAGUUCCCAUUCUGGUUCUCUGUCCCUCUCCUAGUCCCUGUUCUGCUCCCAUUCCCGGUCUCUCUCCCACUCCGAGUCCCGCUCCCAGUCCCACUCCCAUUCCCGGUCCCAUUCCCAUUCUCGCUCCCAUUCCCAUUCCUGGU
Molecule: messenger RNA, 1612 nt
Organism: Malurus melanocephalus (red-backed fairy wren)
Lineage: Eukaryota; Metazoa; Chordata; Aves; Passeriformes; Maluridae
Product: calsenilin-like
Exons: 8
Coding region: 176-871 (231 amino acids)
Biological process (GO): negative regulation of transcription by RNA polymerase II; regulation of potassium ion transmembrane transport
Cellular component (GO): voltage-gated potassium channel complex; nucleus
Molecular function (GO): calcium ion binding; RNA polymerase II cis-regulatory region sequence-specific DNA binding; DNA-binding transcription repressor activity, RNA polymerase II-specific
Source: RefSeq, a predicted model, not a curated record